This is a messenger RNA of Cornus florida, 1763 nucleotides long. Its product is annotated as stemmadenine O-acetyltransferase-like. Lineage: Eukaryota; Viridiplantae; Streptophyta; Magnoliopsida; Cornales; Cornaceae. The transcript has a single exon. The coding region runs from base 34 to 1554 and encodes 506 amino acids. The record is from RefSeq and is a predicted model, not a curated record.
CGCCUCCUGUGGGGAACACCACAUGGAUUCGGCAUGGUAGUAGUUACUGGUAAGAAUAUUAAUUACAAAUUGAUGCAUUAUUUUAUGAAAGUAGUUGUUAUCCACGAUCAGCUAUAUAAGCACACAUUAACAGUGUCAAAGGACAGCAUAAGCACAACGUACUCAUCACAUUCAAAUACUUUAAAGAUGAGGAAUAUUGAAGUUCUCUCCAGGGAGACAAUCAAACCAUCAACUCCAACAUCCCAACACCUCAGAAACCAUAGACUCUCUUUAUUAGACCAACUUUCAAUCCAAUUUUAUGUCCCAGUCAUACUCUUCUAUGAUGAUCAUGCACGCAGUAGUAGUGAUGAUGAUCAUUUGGAAAGAUCAAACCUGCUCAAGAAGUCUCUAGGAGAAUGCUUGAGUCGCUAUUACCCGUUGGCCGGCACAAUUCGGGAAGAUUUCUCAGUUGAUUGCAACGAUGAGGGCGUGGAGUAUGUUGAAGCCCGGGUGGACUGCAAGCUCUCUGAAGCUAUUAAGAAACCGACUUUCGAGUUGUUGAACCAGUUGCUACCAUUUGAUCCAUAUGGUAAUAAUGUGACUGGACGUACCGAAUUAGCACCUGUAGGUGUUAAAUUCAAUAUAUUUGAAUGUGGAGGUGUGGCAAUCAGUGUGUGUGUUUCACACAGGAUCGCGGAUGGAACUUCUUUGGUUACAUUUCUAAACGCUUGGGCAGCUAUGUCCAGAGCCAGUACAAGUACUAGUGAAGCUGAUGAUCAGAAACAACAAUAUCCCAUUUUCGACGCAGCAUUGCUAUUCCCACCCAGAGAUAUGCCAGGAUUCAAGCUUCAGACAGCUGAUCAGACAUCCACAGGAUAUGAGAAAAUCGUGACCAAAAGGUUUGUGUUCGACAAAUUUAACAUCAUUGCCCUCAAACAACAUGCAACAUCAUCGUUAUCACAAUCUGGUGUUGGUGUGUGUUGUGAGGAGGUACAAAAGUACCCCCCAACCCGCGUUCAGGUGGUUUCAGCACUAAUUUGGAAAACUUUCAUGACCGCAAUUCGAUCAAAAUCCAAACCGGGGAAGAUGUGUGUUGCAAUUCAUUCAGUCAACUUGCGGGAGAGGAUGGUACCACCAUUGCCGAAUCACUUCUUUGGAAAUCUUUGGCAAACUACAAUGGCACCAACAACGGUAGAUGGCGACAAAAAUUUUGGUGGCUUGGUGCGUUUGAUAGGGAAUUCUGUGAGGGAAAUCAAUGACGAGUAUGUGAGAAGGAUAAUAAUGGAUGAUGGUUUUGUGGAUUCAAACAAUAAGGAACGUGAACGAACUAUAAAGGGUGAAAUAGAGUUCUUUGGGUUCAGUAGUUGGAGUAGAUUUCCAUUCUAUGAGGCUGAUUUUGGUUGGGGAAAGCCUACAUGGGUGUGCACUCCAAUUGUUCCAUACAAAAAUGUGUGUGUUUUGAUGAGCACUAAAGAAGGGGAUGGAAUUGAGGCAUGGGUGAACCUGUUGGAAAAAGACAUGGCUAUCUUCGAACGAGACCUAGACCUACUCUCAUUUGUUUCCUCUGUAUUCUAGUGAUGAUCGCUGUAUAAUGUAUUAUCCUUCCAAGAUAUUAGAUAUUCUAAUAAGGAUAUAUGAUGUCCCUGUCCAUUUGUCUGUUUGAUCCAAUAUUUUCCCCUGUAAUUUCUUUCAUUGUUGUAUGUACUACGUAUUACUAUAUGUUACAAUGCUUUGGGUGUUGAAUAUUAAUGAUGAUAAAAAUGAAUCUCGAUUUUCAUUUUCUA